Messenger RNA from Alosa sapidissima (American shad), 1749 nucleotides. RefSeq names its product NK2 homeobox 2a (gene nkx2.2a). The transcript has 2 exons. Gene Ontology annotation, cellular component: nucleus. Gene Ontology annotation, biological process: regulation of transcription by RNA polymerase II; cell differentiation. The coding region runs from base 330 to 1190 and encodes 286 amino acids. Gene Ontology annotation, molecular function: DNA-binding transcription factor activity, RNA polymerase II-specific; RNA polymerase II cis-regulatory region sequence-specific DNA binding. Lineage: Eukaryota; Metazoa; Chordata; Actinopteri; Clupeiformes; Clupeidae. The record is from RefSeq and is a predicted model, not a curated record.
ACCAACCUUAUAUGGACUGAACAUCCCGGUAAUGGCUUAUUUCGCCCUAGCACCCAGCGGUAGCACAAUAUCCAUGAACCAGAUAUAGCACUUCAGCCACUUUGGCAUUCUUCCUGGACUUACUGAACUGAUUCCUUCGCUACCAUCACUUUGUCAGGCAAUGGUUAUCGACUGAGCCUCAUGAUUUGCCGUAUCUGUUGUAGCUCAGCGUUUCUGCGACACUGACAUUUUUUAUCAAAUUUGGACUGUGUGCGUUUCUGUUUCUCUGUUUUAAAACAGCGGAUUUCCAAACUGGUGCACAAAGUUUCCUGAAUAAUUUCUUCCAGACUAUGUCGUUGACCAACACAAAGACGGGCUUUUCUGUAAAGGACAUUUUGGACCUCCCUGACACGAACGAUGAAGAAGGAUCUAUCACUGGAGCGGAGGACGACACAGAGGGAUCGGAACCUACAAAAACGCCUCGAGUUUUGGUGCAAAGUCCACUUGAAGGUGUUCAAAAUCUGCCUUUAAAGAACCCCUUUUAUGAUAAUAGUGACAAUCCUUACACAAGAUGGCUUGCCACCACAGACAGCAUCCAGUAUUCAUAUUCCGAUGUUGGCGCCAGAAGAAGGAUGCUCAUUGUGUUUUCCCACGCAGUGCAUGGUCUAUCCGCUAACUCACAAGACUCAUCAGCCAAAUCGCCAGAGCCUUCCGCCGAUGAAUCACCAGACAACGACAAGGAAACUUCAAGCAACGGCAGCGACUCCGGUAAGAAACGCAAGAGGAGAGUGCUGUUCUCCAAGGCGCAGACUUACGAACUCGAACGCCGCUUUAGGCAACAGAGGUACCUUUCGGCACCCGAGAGAGAACAUCUCGCUAGCUUGAUUCGCCUGACACCGACGCAAGUGAAAAUUUGGUUCCAGAACCACCGAUACAAAAUGAAGAGGGCUCGCGCUGAGAAAGGUAUGGAAGUGACCCAUCUCCCCUCACCACGACGGGUGGCCGUCCCUGUAUUAGUCAGGGAUGGUAAACCCUGCCACACGCUAAAAGCUCAGGACUUGGCGGCCACUUUUCCGGCUGGAAUACCCUUCUCCGCAUAUAGCGCCCAGUCCCUCCAGCACAUGCAAUAUAACGCCCAUUAUAGCGCCGCCACUACACCACAGUUCCCUUCGGCACAUCACUUGGUACAAACGCAACAGUGGACUUGGUGAAUCAGACUGAAUGGAUGGGCUUGAUUUUGGGACUGGGGUUUGAGUUUCACAAACAAAACAAAAGGAAAAGACUUUUUUUGGCGGCUUGACCCAUUUCAACCGUUUCAUUUAGAGGCUGACGUAUGCGUCAUGUUUACAUUUUUCCGUUCAGCAAACCGGGUCCAGCCUCUCCUUAGAUCUAAGAAUGUCAAUGCUCUUGUGAAAUUUUGUAAAGUAUGUUUGUGUGUUGUAGAAAUGUUUUGUCCUUCGUGUCCCCAGCACGUAUAAAACCACUUUAUAAUUACAGAAAAUUUUAUUUCGUGCUUUUACAAUGGACCGAAAAUAUUUAUGGCCAAGAAUAAAUACUGGCAACUUUUAGCCAAUUACUUUGGUUUCUGUUCCUUGUAAAUAUUUUUGUGGCAAUUGUUUGCAAUACAGUUAUGUUUCAGGGCGUGUAGCUGGAGACAUGGAAUAUUGAAAGUACUAUUGAAAGUUAAAAUUAAUGACAAAUGUCAAAGCUGUCAAUACUGACCCAUCGAAUUAUGUGAAUAGUAAUUAAAACGCGCGUUGAUUGCGAGAA